Molecule: messenger RNA, 1095 nt
Organism: Paramacrobiotus metropolitanus
Lineage: Eukaryota; Metazoa; Tardigrada; Eutardigrada; Parachela; Macrobiotidae
Exons: 2
Coding region: 1-744 (247 amino acids)
Source: RefSeq, a predicted model, not a curated record
AUGCCGAAUAACUGCAUCGUACUUGUUGGAAAGAAUGGAGUCUCGCUGGUCACGUUUUUCGACGCAAAGCUGCGGAUAUUGUCCACUGUUCUGCACCCGGCAUUUAAGAUUGAAGCCCUGCACUGUAACCCUUCGGUGGUCAACUACCAAAUUAUCAGGCAAUGGAGCAACGAGCUUUAUAAGCAGCUGUUCCCAAACAGUGGGGGAAUUUUGUCGGCUUCUAUUGCAGCUUAUUUGUCGAAAUCGACACCGUUUGAUGAAGAAAUCGCCGCCGGACAAGACAUCCGUCCAUUCUGGGUGAUUAGCGGCACGGUCUAUAAAGAGCUCAGCAACCUAGCACUGCUCCUCUAUGAUGCUUGCCCUCACGCUGCUGGACUAGAGCGAAUUUGGAGCUCCAUGGGUACCAUUCUCACGAAGCCGAGAAACCGGCUCGACAUUCGAAAGACUAACGACCUUGCUAAAGUAAAGCUCAACAUAAUACGCGAGCGGCGAAUGGAUCUGGCUGCGAAAACACAUAUUGAGCGAAAGGUCACUACAGUAUCUUUGCUCCCGGACCCUGUCGUCGUUGCCGAAGAAGAUCUGGAGGUUGGCGAAGUAUCUGGGAGUCAAACAGACGACGUCACCAUAUUCAUGGAUUUUGCAAGCGAUUUCGAGGAACUGCUAGACGAGCCCGUCGCCGAAAAUGAUUGCGAAAACCAUCAGAUCGCGUUGCGCGCAAUUUUUGGGUUUGGUCUGUUGUUGUAGCUUAAUAGUCGCGUCAGUUUAAUAACUAUCUAACAUUUUUUUCAAGAGACUUCUUUGCUGGAACCAGGUAGAAUAAAAAUUUUGCUGGGAAAAAUAUGUAGGAAAUUAAUUAGUAAAUUAGUAAUCUAUCCCACCAAUCACAUCACUUCCUGUUCACAUUCCCAUCCCAUCCCACCGCCAAAAACUUGGUGGGAUGACAACCCUAUAGAGAAGUGUAUUUAAUAAAGAAGUGUAUGUAACGAGAGGUUUUACUGUACGCGUUUAUUGGUUUACUGGUUCCUGGUUACUGGUUUGUUUUGGUUACUAGUUUUUUUUGGUUACUGGUUUGGUUUACUGGUUACUGGUUUGUUU